AUGAAAACAUUAGUUUUAAUAUUCCUAACAGCUGUGAAUUUGAUCGUUUCGGCGAACGGGGCAACUUUAGAAAAACGGGAUAACGGAAUGUCAGUGAUGACAACCAAACCCGAAUUGCCCACCAGUUUGUCGCUAUAUUACUGUCAAUUUGGAAAUGUUAUGGAUGCCAAUGGAUGCCCCACCUGUCAAUGUAAACCAAAUCCGAAUUGCCCACCAGUUUGUCGUAUAUACUGUCAAUUUGGAAAUGUUAUGGAUGCCAAUGGUUGUCCAACCUGUAAAUGCAACCCUAGACCCAGGAACUUGGCAUCAUUGCCCAACAUUACUUUACAAGGUAGGCCGAGAGGAUUAGUUUCGAACGCCGUUACAGCUGUAGAUAUGACGGCCCUGAGAUGUCCACCGGUUUGCCGUAUAUACUGCGAAUUUGGAAACGUUUUGGAUGUCAAUAGCUGUCCAAUCUGUCAAUGUAAUCCGAAUCCGAAUUGCCCGCCAGUUUGCCGCAUAUACUGUCAAUUUGGAAAUGUUAUGGAUGCCAAUGGUUGUCCAACCUGUAAAUGCAACCCUAGACCCAGGAACUUGGCAUCAUUGUCAGACACUUUCCAAGAUGGGCGGAGCGGGUUGGAUUCGAACGCCUUUACAGCUGUAGAUACGACGGUCAGAUCUAGAUGUUCCCCUGUCAAAUGUUUAAUAUAUUGCGAAUACGGUAACGUAGUGGAUGCUAAUGGCUGUUCAACCUGCUCUUGUAAAGAUUAUCCUGAUUCCGCAUCUAGAGCAGCUCAGCCUCUGUGCCCUCCUAUUAUGUGCUUCGUCUGUCCAUAUGGAAAUGUUGUUCAAAAAAAUAGUAAUGGAUGCCUAAUUUGCAACUGCAAAAUGUACCCAACAACGAUAAAUCUCGAUUGA
This is a messenger RNA of Gordionus sp. m RMFG-2023, 897 nucleotides long. RefSeq names its product antistasin-like. The transcript has 7 exons. NCBI's taxonomy places the organism in Eukaryota, Metazoa, Nematomorpha, Gordioida, Chordodea, Parachordodidae. Gene Ontology annotation, molecular function: serine-type endopeptidase inhibitor activity. The record is from RefSeq and is a predicted model, not a curated record. Bases 1 to 897 code for a protein of 298 amino acids.